Plasmodium yoelii is the source of this 8061-nucleotide messenger RNA. RefSeq names its product regulator of chromosome condensation-PP1-interacting protein, putative. The record is from RefSeq and is a predicted model, not a curated record. The coding region runs from base 1 to 8061 and encodes 2686 amino acids. The transcript has a single exon. NCBI's taxonomy places the organism in Eukaryota, Apicomplexa, Aconoidasida, Haemosporida, Plasmodiidae.
AUGUCUAAUGAUAUUCGAGGUAGUAAAAUAAAUUUAUUUAUUAUAAAUGAUGUUAAUAAUAAUGAUGAUGAUUGUAAAGAUGAGGAUAAGACAGAGUCUACAGAUAAUGUAAACAAAAAAGAUGAAACAGAUAAUGUAAACAAAAAAGAUGAAACAGAUAAUGUAAACAAAAAAGAUGAAACAGAUAAUGUAAAAACAAAAAAUUCUCAAAAUUUUGAUAAUAUUAAUGAAAAGAAAAAGGAAAUAAUAACACACAAAAUAUAUUAUCCUCAAGUUAAAAUAGUAAAAGUGAGUUGUGGAAAAUCUAUAAUUGCAUUUUUGUCACAAAUUGGUAAAAUUUAUUGUUGGCAUCUAGAUAAUACAGAAGAUUGUGAUAAAAAUGUUCCAUAUUUAUUAAUAGAUAAUAUUCUAAAAAAUAAAAUAAUUCAUGAUGUUAGUAGUGGUUCAAAUCAUAUUGCUUUUGUUUCAAAAGAUGGCGAUUUAUUCACAUAUGGAAAUAAUUCACAUGGCCAGUUGGGCAAUAACAUGAUAGAUCAUUGCGAAAAAAAGUGUGAUCAUUGUGAUAAUUGCGAAAAAAAGUGCGAGAUGUGUGAUAAUUGCGAGGGUGGGCAAAAUGAAAACAAGCACAGACCCCUAAAGAAUCAUAAAACAUAUAAAGUAUAUAAAGUAAAUUUAGAAAAUAAUAUAAUAAAAAAUGUAUAUUGUUCUAAUAAAUAUACAUUAUAUUUAACAAUAGAUGGUCUUCUAUAUGGUUUUGGAUAUAUAAAUGAACAUUUUCUUAAAUCUAAAUUAAAUAAAAAUAAAAUAAAUAAAACAUUAUUAAACCCUCAUCUUAUUGAUACAAAUAAUAUAGGUUUUAAAAAAAUAACAAUUGGAAAUGAUUUUAUAUUGGGUAUUAGUUUUAAUAAUAAUAUUUAUUCUUGGGGUAGUAAUAUUAAUGGUUCUUUAGGACAUGGAAAUUUUUUAGAUUAUCACGAACCAACUAAAAUCGAAAAUUUGAAAAAUAUAAAUUUUAUAAAUGCAGGUAAAAUAAGUUUAUGUAAAACAAUAGAUGGUGAUAUAUAUAUAUGGGGUGGUACAUAUGGAAAUAAACCAAAUAUCAUAAAAAAUAGAUUUGAUAGUUUGCAUAUAAAUAACAAUUAUAUUAUCGGAUUAUGCUCACAAAAAAAUAUGUGGAUAAAAAAUAUCAAUACAUCUUCUCAUGGUUAUUAUAUUAAUAAUUUAAAAAUUAAUUUAAUAAGUUCAUAUGACAAUUUAAUUAUUGGAGUAGACAAUUUUUUACACACUGACAACGUCGUAGAUGCAAAAAUGGGUUCAACUUCUAACAAAAGUUCUAACUCAUCACUAGAAACCAACUCUGAGUCUGUUUCAGGAGACGCAAAAGAAGAAAAAGAAGAAAAAGACGAUGCAAAGGAUGUAAAAGACGAUGCGAAAGAUGUAAAAGACGAUGCAAAGGAUGUAACAGACGAUGCUUAUGAUCCUAAACAUUCUAAAGAAAAUGGUGAGGCUCACAAUUUUAAGGAUCAAAAAGAUGAAGACAAAAUAAAAAAUGGCGAAGAAACUAAUCAAAACGAUAUAGCAUCAUCUAACAGUGAUAAUAAUAACAAUAGAGAUGAAAAUAGCAGAGAUGAAAAUAGCAGAGAUGAAAAUAGCAGAGAUGAAAAUAGCAGAGAUGAAAAUAGCAGAGAUGAAAAUAGCAGAGAUGAAAAUAGCAGAGAUGAAAAUAGCAGAGAUGAAAAUAGCAGAGAUGAAAAUAGCAGAGAUGAAAAUAGCAGAGAUGAAAAUAGCAGAGAUGAAAAUAGCAGAGAUGAAAAUAGCAGAGAUGAAAAUAGCAGAGAUGAAGAUAAUAGAGAUGACAAUAAUAGAGAUGAAGAUAACAGAGAUGACGAUAAUAGCAUUAGCAAUAAUUCAAAUAUCUGUUUUAACGAAAAAGCUUAUGAUAAAGCCCCAAAUUCGAUUUCUGUGAAUCCGAUAAUUGAUAGUUCCUUUUCUGCCAAGGGUUUCGAAACGAACGAGUCGAAUAAUGGUGAUUUAAUAAAUUUUUCUUUUUCUGAACAUAAUGAAAGAGAAACAAAAGAAAGCAUUCCACCAAAUUUCAAUUCAAUUCGCAAAAUUCAAAAUGAUUCCAAUUAUAUCGAUAAUAUAAAUAACAAUUAUGAAAUGAAUAACAAUUAUGAAAUGAAUAACAAUUAUGAAAUGAAUAACAAUUAUGAAAUGAAUAACAAUUAUGAAAUGAAUAACAAUUAUGAAAUGAAUAACAAUUAUGAAAUGAAUAACAAUUAUGAUGAUAAAAAAGAAAUACGGAAUAUCCAAGUUAGUAUGGAAAAUGAAAAUUUUGGCAAUGUAGACAAUAUCAUAUAUGAUAGUAGAAACAUUGUUAAUAAUAAUAAUAAUGUCGAAAUAAAUAAUGAUUGUGAUAUGAAUGAAGAAUUAAACAGAUAUUAUGAUGAAGAAGAUGAUUUUUUUUCAACCGAUUUUUAUGGACUUUCAGAAUCCGAUUAUUUAGAUGCAAAAAAUAUUAUUAUUAUUAAUAAUAAUGAUAAAAAUAAACUGAAUUUAAAAUCAGCUUUAAAAAAAACAACAAGUACAUCUAAUGUAAAAAAAACAGUAUCAUUUUCGAAAUAUACAUAUGAUUUAGAAAGAAAUAAUUAUGAACCAAUUAACAUUAAUGUAGAUUAUGAUGAAAAUAAUGUCGAAUCUGAUAAUGAUGAAAAUGAUGUCGAAUCUGAUAAUGAUGAAAAUAAUAUCGAAUCUGAUAAUGAUGAAAAUAGUGAAUAUAGUGAUAAUUCAUAUCAAGAAGAUAAAAAUGAUCAAUUAAACGAAUCGAAUAUUAUGGAUUUUGAAACAAAUAAUAUUAACAAUACAUGUCGAGAAUAUUUUAAUUUUCCAAAUAAUCAGGUUUAUAAUAAAAUAGAAAACGAACAACCAAAUAAAAUAGAUGUAUAUGAUGUUAAUAAAAAUAAUGAAAAUAAUUUUAAAAAUUAUUAUAAAGAACAAUUAGACGAAUCUACAAUUUAUAAUACUGAUUCAAUUCUGAACAAUUCAACAAAUAUAGAUAUCACUUUUUUAAAUAAUAAUAAUAACAAUGUAAAUAUAAAUAAACAUGAUACAAUAUAUAAUCAAGAAAAAAACCUAAAUAAUAUUCAUUUAAUUAAAAAUGAAAAUAUAAAAAUGGAAAUACAUCAUGAAAAAUAUUGUCAAAAUAAUGAACUAGAUAUGAAUAAUACUGGCUUAUCUAUAAAAGAUGCUAAUAUAGAAACAUUUGAAGAUACAAAAUUAUCAUCACCAUAUUUUAGAGAUCACGAAAUAAAAAUGAACAAUUCACAACCCAACAUGAAUCUAAGUUAUAACGACAUAUAUGAAAAUAAAACAAAUAAUAAAAAUUGCAUAAAUAAUAAUAUUACAGAUAUAGAUACAUUAAAUAAAUAUAAAGAUUAUAAUAUAAAUGUUUGUACUAAUCAAAAUACAGAAAAUGCUAAAUUAAAUACCAUUUGCACAAAUAAUGAAGAAGAAGAAGAAGAAGACGAUAUUUACAUAUUUAAUAUUAACAACUUUCUAUAUAGUGGUAACACAAAUUUUGAUAUGCUUAAAGAAUUUAUAAAAAAAAUUAGGAAAAAAGCAAAAUAUAAUAAAAAAAUGCUUAAUUAUGAAAAAAAAAGAAAAAAUGGAAAAUAUAGAUUACACAUUUUAUUAUCAAAUGAUAUAAUAUUUAGUAUUAAAAAAAAAAUAAAAAUUCGAUACAAUAUAAGUAAAAAAAAUAUUAAAAAAAUAUAUUUAAUAAAAUCUAUGAAAAAUUAUUAUCAAAAUAUGAUUUUAAAAAAUCAAAAAAUUGAAAUUGAAAAUGAAAUAAAAAAUUUUCCUAUGUUAAGAACAAAUAAUAAAAAAAGAAUAAACACUAUUGAUAUGUCUAAUUAUAACAAACAUGAUCAUUUAACAAAUUUAAAUACCACCAUUUUGCAAAAUGAACAAUCAAAUCUCAUAAAAAAUAAACCAAGUACAAUUAUUAAUAAUAAUGUUUUUUGUAAAAUUGUAACAAAUAAUAAAAAUAAAACUUCAGAGGUUGCCACAAAAAAUGCAAAAAAUGAAAAAAAUGCAAAUAAGUUAUUAACAAAUCAGAACAUUUUGGAAAAUCCAAAUAAAUUAUUAACAAAUCAGAACAUUUUGGGAAAUCCAAAUAAAUUAUUAACAAAUCAGAACAUUUUGGGAAAUUCAAAUAAAUUAUUAACAAGUCAGAACAGUUUGGAAAAUCCAAAUAAAUUAUUAACAAGUCAGAACAAUUUGGGAAACGGAAAAAAAAGUCAUGUAUUAAUUAACACCAAAAAUAAAGCGCUUUCUUCUGGAAAUAAUUUUAUUCAAAAAAAAAAAAUAUCAAAUUUAAAGAGUGAGCAAUUAUUUGUAUCAUCUAUAGGAGUUACCAACUUUUGUAAUAAGCAAGUAGAACCCGAAAUUGUUAAUAUUAAUAAUGAUGAUAUAAAUAGUAGAGGACAUAUUAUGAAUAAUCAAAAAAUAAUUAACAUAAAAGAAGGAGAAGAUUAUAAAGAAAAUGAUAAAGAUAUAGAAAUUUCUAACAAUUUUUCUAUUUCUACUCAAAAUGGUAUAUCUAUGUUAGAGCCAACUAAUAAUUAUAAUUAUAAUUAUAUGCAUUUAUCUACUUAUAAAAAGGGAAAUAAAAAAGAUUGUCAAGUUUCACAAUUAAGUAAAGCUACCCAUAUUAUUUAUAAUACCGAAAAUGGAAAUUUAAUUCAAAAAUCACAAAUAAAAAGUCCACAAAAUGGAAAAAAAUGUAUUUCUAAAACUAGUGGCAAAUUUGGAAAAAUAAUAUUUAAUAUGAAUUCUGAAAAAGCAAUAUCUAACAAUAUAAAUGAAGAUGAACAAAAUUCAAAUGAUGAUAGUUUAGGAAAUAAUGUUAUUGUGAAAGAUGUUGUUUGUGUAAAUGAUGAGAUUGUAGAAAAUACUUAUUCAACUAAUAUAAAUGGAAAAAUGUUAAAAAAAAAAAUAAUUAAAAAAGGAUCAACCGGGUUAUAUAAUAUGAAUAUAAAAAAAACAGAAACAGGUGUUUCUAAUUUUAUAAAUAAAAAUAAAGAAACAUUUGAUUUAAAUAAUAUUGUUCAAAAUAAACCAUCUAUUGUUACUAAAAUAGAUAAUAAAAAAAUAAAUAAAAAAAAAAAAGAUGAACAAGAUUUAAUUAUUUAUAAUAACCCAAUAAAUAAUGAAUUAACAAAUGUUAAGAGUAAAAAUAAAAUGUCUACAAAAAAUGAAAUAUCUCAAGAUAGUAUUGUUUUAUUAAGUAAAAAAAAAAAAGGAAUAAAUAGUAUACUUUUAAAUAAAAACAAAAAGAUAAAACCACAAAAAAUGUGCAUAACAGAUGCAGACAAUUAUAAUUAUAGUGAAGAAGAGAAAGAUCGCUCAAAAUCUGUUUCUUUAUUAUUAUUAAAAGGGAAUGAAACUAAAAAAAGGAUUGUUAAUGAAACUAAAAAAAAGAUUGCUAAUGAAACUAAAACGAAGAGUGCUAAUGAAAAUGAAACGAAAAAUUUAAAAAAUUUAAAAAAUUUAAAAAGUUUAAAAAAUUUAAAAAAAGAAAUAAAAUAUAUGAAAAAAUAUAUUUCAGAAGAAAAUAGCAAACAAAAUAAGACACAAAACAUAGAAGAAGUUUUAGAUGAAAAAAAAAAAAAAAAAAAAAAAAAUAUAAUAAACAAAAUUGGUAAUAAUAUAAAUGAUGAAGAAGAGGAAGAGGAAGAAGAGGAAGAGGAAGAAGAGGAAGAGGAAGAAGAGGAAUAUUAUAUUAAUUGUGACAAUUAUUAUAAAAAUAUAAAAAACAAAUUAGAAACAAAUUUAAAUAAAAAAAAUAUAUAUAUAAAAUAUGCCAAACGUAUGUUAAAAGAUAUAAAAUAUAUUAUGAUAGAAUAUAAUAAUAUAAAAAAUGAAAAAGAAGAAAUGUGUAAACAAAACAAUUAUCUCAGAUUUUUAUUAGAAAGCACUGUUGUAAAAACUAACGAAAUUAUUAGAAUAAAUAAAAAUUCAAUUCAAACAUAUAUAGAAAAAAUACAAAAUGAAAAUAAAAUUUUGAAAAAUGAACUUGAUGAAGAAUCACAUCAACAUCAUUAUGAUUUACAACAAUUAGUAAAUAAAAUAUUAAGUAUUGAAAAAAUUAAAGAAAACGUAAUAAAACAAAAUGGAGAAUAUAAUAAUAAAUUAUCUUUAUUAUCAAAACAAUGUGAACAAUAUAAAUUAAAAGAAAAAAAAUUACUAAAAAAUUUAGAUAAGUGUAAAUUAAAUUUAGAAAAAGAAAAAAAAAAAAAAAAAAAAAAAAUUAAUGAUUUAAAAAAUUCUAUAAAAAUAUUCGAAAAUAAUUAUAAUCAAUUACAAGAAAAUUACAAUUCUAUAAAAAAUUAUAAUCAUGAAUUAUUAACAAAAAAUGAUCAACUAAAAGAUGAAACUAUAGAUUUAAAAACACAACUUAAAGAAAAGGAUAUUAUAAUUUCUCAAUAUAGUGAACAAAUCAAUACUUCAAACAUAAAUAAUAUUAUGUAUUCUAGACAUAAACAAAAAAAUACAUCUAUCUUAGAUGUUAUAAAACAUAAUCCUGAUGAUGUCUUACAUUCUUCAAAAGAGUUAUCCAUAAAUGACCAUUUAGAACUUGAUUCAAAGACAGAUGCAAACAUCGAAUUUGAAAAAAGAGAAUCUCUGAACAUGUUUAACACGCUAUAUGAGGAUAGAAAAGUAAAACAAAACGAUACUCACAAAGAAGUAAAGCCAAGCGACGCUCACAAAGAAGUGAAAUUUUUAGCAAACCCGUCACUAGACAAUUUAAUUAAAACAACUUUAAAAAAUAUGGAUUCUAACAAAGAUAAAGAAAUGGACAAAUUACAGGAAAAACUAAUUGAUAUUUUAAAUGAAUUUGCAAAAAAUAAUAAAAAGGAAACAGAUUAUAAUAUUAAUAAAGAUGAAAAAGAUAAAUUUAUGUUUUUAGACAUUACAGAUAGUUGUACUGAAGAAUAUAAAAAAAUCAUAAAAAAUGAUGAUACAGAAAAAGUUAUAUCAUCACUUGAAAGUAUAAAAGAAAACGAUUCAAAUUUAAACAAAAAUAUUAACAAAUUAAAUGAACAUAUAAAUGAUAAAAAAAAAAAAAAAAAAAAAAAAAUUCUUAAUUCAAAAACAGAUAAAAUUGAACAAGAAAUACAAAAAGAUAAGAAAAAAAAAGAAAGUAAUGAUACGUCUCAAUUUUUUAGCACAGUAAAUGAAGUAGUAUAUAAUUCCAAAAAAGAUGUUAUUCACAAUAAUCAAGAAAAUAUAUGUGAUAAAGAAAGUGUAGAAAUUUCAGAAUUAAGCGAUGAAAAUAAUUAUAAUUUAAACGAAAAAAAAAACGAAGAUUUAUGUGGGAUGAUAGAAAAUUUGUUAAAUAAAAAAAGAGAGAAAAAAAAAAAAAAAAUAACAACUGAAAAGUCCGAACCCCCAAUUCGAAACUUAAAAAAGGCGGAUGACAAAAUGGAGGGCUUAAAAAAGGCGGGUGACAAAAUGGAGAACUUAAAAAAAGCGGAUGACAAAAUGGAGAACUUAAAAAAGGCGGGUGACCAAAUGGCGGGUUUUAAAAAAGCAAGUGACCAAAUGGAGGGUUUUAAAAAAGCAAGUGACCAAAUGGCGGGUUUUAAAAAAGCAAGUGAAAAAAUGGAGGGCUUAAAAAUUCAAUCGAUUGAAACAAUAAAUGAAAACAUUUCCGAAUUGAGUGAUGAUAAUUUAGAUAAUGAAAAAAAAAAAAAAAAAAAUUUGAAAAAAGAAACAAGAUUAAAAGGAAUCGAAAAUAAUAAAAAAAAUUCAAUAACAAGUAAUGAUUUAUCAAAUAAAAUUAAUAAUGAUACUAUAAAUAAAGACAUAAAAAUUUCAACAUAUUUAAAUAAAAACCAAAAUGAAACAAAUAAAAAUCUAAAAAAAACAAAUAAAUUAAUAAAUAAAAUAAUUGAUAAUGUUUUAGACAAAUCAAUGGAUAAUAAAUCGGUAAAUAAAAAUAUGUUAAAUAUUCAAAAUAUGAUUGAGAAUAAUAUUAAACAUAUUUUUUCAUCAUAA